Molecule: messenger RNA, 2623 nt
Organism: Leptopilina heterotoma
Lineage: Eukaryota; Metazoa; Arthropoda; Insecta; Hymenoptera; Figitidae
Exons: 2
Coding region: 203-1687 (494 amino acids)
Molecular function (GO): GTP binding
Source: RefSeq, a predicted model, not a curated record
GUUUUGUAUUAGCCACAUCCACUCACCUUCAACAUUUUGUGGAAGUUUCACGCAGUUUCUAAAUAUUAAAGUUUGUGCGAUCUAUUUAUUAAAUCCGCAAAAAAAUUUUUCACCAAAGCUGAGAGUAAGCAGUAUUUACAAUAUCAUCAAUAAUCAUUUCGAAUUGCAUUAAUACUUGAGGAAAUUGUGUCAUUGAAAAAAAAUGAUUACAAUAUUAAUUAUCAGCUUAGUAGCUUCUCUAAUCAAUUGCGAAAAUUGUGAUUUGAGUACUAAUGAAAUAAUGGAAUUAGUAAACUAUUUUAAUAAUGUUGCUAUGGACUAUAAGAAAGAUUUUGAUGACAGUCGGAAUGUUGCAAUUUGCAUAGGCAUGGCAAGAUCUGGCAAAAGUACACUAAUUAAUUACUUGAUGGGAAAUAACUUGAAGAUGUUCAAAAAAAGUACAUAUGCUUCUAAGGAAAUAGUAAAAGAAGACCAAUCUCCAGGACCAGAAAUUGGUUCUGGAUCAGAAUCAAAAACUAUAGAAGUCUCAAAAUGGGCUUCAACUAAAAUACCUAAUUUGGAUAUUUGGGAUACUCCCGGAUUUGGAGACAACCGAGGUCAAAUGCAAGACAUAAAAAAUGCUUUUAAUAUUUAUCGAUUAAUGCAUAGUGUUAAAUCAGUAAAGUUUAUUUUAGUUGUUGAUUUUGCUCAUAUAAUAGGAGAUGACACUAAGCAAUUGACAGACUUUUUAAAUUAUCUUGAAAACUUAUUUGGAAAAAUGUUUAUAAAUACUUUUCGAAGCAUGGCAAUAAUAAUUUCAAAAGCACCUUUUAGAAUAUACGGGGAACAAGUAGAUCUUGAUUUUAUAAACCAUCAUUUACAACGGAAGAGUUUAUCAUCAAUAAAAAUGAAUCCUAUUUCAAGACAGUUUAUAAACUACAUAAUAACUAACCAGAAUCAAGUUGGUAUCUUCCGGCAAGUUAACACACCUACAGAGAUUCAAAACAUUGAUUAUAAUAUUGUAGAUGCUAUUAAAAGUUCUCAUUUGACAAUUGAUUAUUCUUUCGAGGAUAUAUUACCAACUAUUUCACCUUCCUCAAAAAAUUGCCUUUUAAAAACUCGAAGUAACCUGCAGUCAAUGAAUCAAAUCAGUAUAUUAGAGACGUUUUUGGUACAAUUUGUAGAAGAAUUUGCACAAAUUAGAAUUAAUACUACAGAAGCGGUUGCAACAAAUAAAUCCGAAGGAAUAGGAACUGAAAAGGAUUUAAACAGAAUUAGUGAAAUUCUACAUGAAGCACUUGAACCCGGAAUAAAUUAUGACAGAAAGAUACGAAUUCUUAAAGAAAUCGAUGAUAAGAUUAGAGAAAAGAUUGAGGAAUUAAAUUUAUUACAAAAUUUUAAAUUUAUGAUAUUUUUUGAUCAGUGCUUAGGGAUAAGAUUUAGGAAAGAUUAUGAAAUCGCUUUAGAGGCUAUGUUAUACAGAUUAAAUUUUCAUAUAGAUCUAAAACAUAAUGAUUAUUAUGAAAAAUUACAGGCAGAAGAGUUAAGAAUACAUGAACAAAAAAUGGAAAAAAUACGCACAAACUAUAAUGAAACUAUAACCAAAUUAAUAGCUGAAUACAAUAAGACAAUAGAAGAAUAUAAGAAGAACGGAGUCGAAGAAAAAGGCUUUGUGGCUACAUUUUUCGAAGAUAUUUUCCUAGGGUAAGUGUGGGUAUUUCUGCGAAUUUUUAGUGUAGGUUAAAUUUGAGAAGCUCGUCUAAGUUUACGAAAAAAUGAAAUGCAGUUUUUUCAAUUACAAAUUAAAGGUCAAUUAUUAUAUUUUCGUUAAUUAUUUGUAUUUAAAAAAGUUAAUUAAAAACUAAAAAUACCAAUUAUUGUGCGAGUAUUAUUGCAGAAAAUCAGGUGUCGUAUACCGCGCUGGUUGUCAAAAAAGAGGUUAUGUUUAGUAUGCGUUGCGCAGUAAACGUAUUUAAAAAUCGCAAUAAUACUAACAUGCAGUAAAAAUUCUGCUACUAAUAUAGUUUUAAGUAUUAUUAAUUGAAAAUCAAUGAAAGAUGGGUAAAUUAAUAUAUUUUUCAAAUAAUAAAGUAUACUGCUUUCAUUAGUAACACUGAAACAUGUAUACUAUAGUGAAUAUUGGAAAUAUCAACGGUUUUUAAUAUGUAUUCAUGACUGUCAUAUUUGAUAAUUUCACAGAAUUCUGUCAUAAUAUAUUUCAAAUUUAAAUAAAUAAAUUAAUAAUUGUCGGAAUAUAAAUUUUUAUGAGCUAUUCUAUCAAGUGAGAUUCACAAUAAUUUUUGUAAUUAUUUUGAAAAAAUUAGGCGUAUAUUUCAAAAUGAAAAUAAUAAUUUUUUAAAAAUCGCAAUAAUUAUGUCACUCGCAGGAAUACCAACACUUACCCUAUUUUUAAAUUGAAAUAUAAAAGCAAAAAACUGUGGCGGUAGGCUUAAAGUUCGCCUUUGCCCACGUUGAAAUCGGGCUUUAGUUUUUGUUCCCCCUCUCGUGAGUAUGAGAAUGCGAGCUGGAGAGUGCAUGAGUUGAGCGACGACGGACACUUGAGAUCCGUACUCGAAAAGAAAUACAUGUAAAGUUGGGUGGUCAGCCAGAUGGCAAUUUAUUAAAUAAAUAUUGUUAAAAGUUA